AUGGGUUCUAACGAUUUCAUGCCGCGUCUUGUGCCAGAUGCCCUGGACCAAGAUGCACUCUCCAACCCGGAACGCCUCUUCUGCAUACACUCGGUAUCCCUCAAGAGUCUCUGCUGCGGAUGGCGGCGAGUGACCGUUGGCGACCUAGCCCACGCAGUGGACAAGUUUGCGUGGUGGCUUGAAGAGACCGUUUCGUCCCGCAAAACGCCCGAGAGACUCGUUUAUAUUGGGCCAAAUGACAUCCGCUACGCCAUAGUCGUUCUUGCGUGCAUGAAGAUAGGCCACUGCGUCCUUCUCCUAUCACCCAGCACGCAUCCAUCCGUGGUUGACCAUCUUCUCACAUCUGGAAAUUGCUCCAAGCUGCUGUUCGCCCGUGAGCUUAUCGACCAAGUCCAGAGUAUCACCAAGUCAAAUGCAAACCUUCAGACAUGGGAAGUGUCGGACCUCUGGGCAAUGUUUAAUGGUCCAAAGAGACCAUUUCCCCACUCCAACGAAUAUACCCUGGCCAGAGAGAAACAACCGGCUAUUUUACUUUACAGCUCAGGGACUACAGGACUACCAAAAGAGAUAGCUAUCCCACAUGGAUAUUUCAGUGCAAUGGACUAUUCCAACCAUAUUCCAUUGCCAGCGGGAAGAAAGCCGACAGCCCCCUGGAUGAGCCACCCCAAUGACCCGCAUCUGCUGAAGACAAGCAUGUUCCAUGGGACUGGUAUUCUGGCAUGGGUAGCUGCCAUCUUCCAUCACACACAUUUCGUUAUGGGACCCGAUGUGCCACUGACUGCAGCGACAUUGAAGGCAAUUGUCUCCGAGACAGGCGCAAAGUCAGGUCUCUUUAUACCCGACAUGCUAACAAGCUUGAGUAUGUCAACGGAUGGAAUGGAGGCCUUGGCAAGGUUGGAGUGCAUAAGUUUCGUCGGCAUGCCUUUACCAUCACGCGUUGGUGAUAAAAUCGCACGCGUUACGCAGUUGCAAGGAUGUACUGGUAUGACCGAGAGUGGCUAUCUCUAUACCAUACGACCUAGAGAUCGCAAGGACUGGGAAUACUUCGAAUGGAACUGCCACCAUCCGGUACAGAUGCGGGAUCACCCCAGUGGAUAUUUCGAGUUGGUCAUCACACGCCCGCCUGGCUGUUAUACGCAUGCUCUCUUCUUCGUCCACCCCGAUCAACAAGAGUUCUGUACGGGAGAUCUGUAUAUCCAGCAUCCUGAGCACCAGGGGCUUUGGAAGGUUGUUGGCCGCAAGGACGACGUGUUUAAGGUGCAAAACCGGGUGUUUCUCCAUCCAGCCCCUAUUGAGAAAACUCUCGAGGGACACAAGUUAGUUUCUAGGGCUGUGAUGACACCCGACCCUGCCCUUCGUGUGGUACUCAUUAUAGAGCCGGACCGGAGAGUGGCAGGGAGCUUGCUGCCACCCGACGAGAUCAUCGACAGGCUCUGGCCUUUGGUGGACAAACUCAAUGAUGGCCUCCCUGUCGAGGCUCGAAUGGAAAGGAGUCGGAUUGUGGUUGCUCCUGUUGAUAAGCCCUUCAAGAGAACAGCAAAGGGAACAGUCCAGCGUCGUCUCGUGCUUGAUGACUUUGUAAAGGAAAUAGAGGCGGACCUUCACAGCGUAUCCUGA
This is a messenger RNA of Aspergillus puulaauensis, 1617 nucleotides long. RefSeq lists its product as uncharacterized. The record is from RefSeq and is a predicted model, not a curated record. The coding region runs from base 1 to 1617 and encodes 538 amino acids. Lineage: Eukaryota; Fungi; Ascomycota; Eurotiomycetes; Eurotiales; Aspergillaceae. The transcript is spliced from 3 exons.